UCAGAGACAUGGCUGCAACUGGCGACGCAGCCGCUGCGAUGGACAGCAUCUCCAGGGCUCCAGCGUCCCAUUUGGUCACCCCGAACCCGGCACCGAGCAGCAGCGUUCCGCCAGACGGCCCAGAGGAUGCCGCAGAGUGUUUACCUGCUGGUCACAGAAAGCCAGGAGCCAACAGCGGUGAUGGUGUGGAGACUGCAGAGGAGGCUGUUGAACCCGCAGAGCCCGAUAUUCAAGAGCUGUGCACUGACAUGUUUGAAAAGAUGGGCAUCUUCCUCCAAGGGGAACUGACAGCCACUUGUGAAGACUAUCGUCUUUUGGAGAACAUGAACAAGCUCACCAGUCUGAAGUACAUGGAAAUGAAGGACAUCAGUAUCAACAUUGGUCGUAACCUGCAAGAUCUCAACAACAAGUAUGCGAGCCUGCAGCCCUACUUGGACCAGAUAAAUCAGAUUGAGGAGCAAGUGUCUGCACUGGAGCAAGCUGCGUACAAACUGGACGCAUACUCAAAGAAACUGGAAGCCAGAUUCAAAAAACUGGAGAAGCGAUGAGGGCGGCGAGGAGGCCGAGUGACACUUAUCCUGCCUUCUCACUUUCUUUCACCCUGCCUUGUCUUUUGCUCUAUCUGCCCUCUGGAGCCAGCAGCUGCAGAGAGGAUGUGAACUGAGACUGAAACAACAAAUACUCGGUCACAUUGACACCAAGAAAUGACAUUGCAGGAAGCAGCUGAGUGCACAUGAAUUAGUGCUGCCCAGCUCGCUGAGAUUGAAUGAGAACUUCUGAUUUUGGCGACAGUCCCACAGUCAAGGUAUACAAUGUAUGCCAGUAUUUUUUUUUUCUCCCCUCCCUGAUCUCCUGCGUCCUGAACUAAAUGACGGUAUACACUAGCCUAUCACCAGUCACAUCCACCUCUGCAGAUUGACAGGUUCCUCAUUCUACAAAGUGCAUAACAUUUAUCUGCACUAUUAAUAAUGUACUUUUGGACAGCAUGCCCAACGAUGUGUGUUUCCAUCUCAUCAAGUCAAGUUUCAGUUAUCGACCUUUCGCCUUCUCACUUAAAAAUUGCACUCUGGAGUGUGCACUGGCGCAAUUUGUGUUUCUUUUUGUCAGGCCAAGGAGACAUUAGCACAAACUAGUUAUCUCAAAGGGGAUCUGGGAGGAUCAAAGCUAGAGCAGCUGAUAGACGCGUUUUCAAAAGAUUGAGUUAACUUCGCCUUGUUUGAAGAGAAAAUCAUUUGGUUUGAAUACAUUGUUGUAUGUUUACCUGAGUUUACUGAAAUAAAUCAUUGUGUGUAUAA
Salarias fasciatus (jewelled blenny) is the source of this 1295-nucleotide messenger RNA. RefSeq names its product biogenesis of lysosomal organelles complex-1, subunit 2 (gene bloc1s2). The transcript has 5 exons. The record is from RefSeq and is a predicted model, not a curated record. Gene Ontology annotation, molecular function: gamma-tubulin binding. Gene Ontology annotation, biological process: lysosome localization; endosomal transport. Lineage: Eukaryota; Metazoa; Chordata; Actinopteri; Blenniiformes; Blenniidae. Gene Ontology annotation, cellular component: BORC complex; BLOC-1 complex; gamma-tubulin complex. Bases 9 to 548 code for a protein of 179 amino acids.